AUGGCCACACCGCCUCCCGAGGUCCACAACAAAUUAGAUUCGACCAGUACCUCCAAAUCCUCUGAUCAUGCAACCAUAAGAUCCAACGAGCGGAUCUCAGUCCCUCAAAAGCCUCCUCCUACAGUCAUGAAGCCCUCUUUUGCCAUGGCUCCUGUUAACAGGAGCAUUAUGCUAGGAAACCCCUCCAUGUACUCCGGCAGAUCAAUGUCCAUGGUGAGGGAGGAAGGCAGCCACUUGACAACUAACGCGUAUGACAGAUUGAUGGCGAUGAAUAGGUCUAACGAUGUUGACUUUGGUCUACCUGAGGUACCUGGCCCCGGCACAUACGGAAUGGAACCAAAGAAGGCGUCUAACCCUGCCGCACGAAUGAAUGCUGCCAAGUUUAAAUGCAUAGUCUUCAGCACCCUCGCAGUGCUCCUGAUCUUUAUGGAACUUCUAUUUAUUAUCACAACCAACGAUUGUGAACAGAGGGCGACGCUCAGCAAAACUGUGGCUGGCCUUGCUAUACUCAUAAUCAUCCUUGAAUGGGUUAGAGCCUGGCUACUGCAAGAGACAUCGCCCAUGAUGGUGUCAAAGCUCUACCGCUCCACUGUACACGAUACCAACACUGACAUGGAGGUUGCUCUCAUCUAUGUCGAACCUCCUCAGCAGGAGGAAACUUCACCAAAUUCGCUGUAUACGAAGUCGCCAGAAACGGCUCCUAGAUCUCAGAUCCCGCGACUCGUCAUGAAGGAGCCUACCUACGGAGAGGUUCCCUAUGAGUACGCAGAAGGCGCUGCAGCUGUGCUAGGCGUCUUAAAAGGAAAGUCCCAAAAAGGUGGGGAGGAUAAAUGCUCGAACACGGUCACCUACCCUAUGAUAAAUUUGGGGCUGGCGGCAAUUCGUAUACUCAUAUUCAUAGCAAGUCCAAUGUUCCGCGGUAUCUGCGCCCUGUGUGCCGGCCAGCCAGUCGAAGAGACGCCGUUGGUAGUCAAGACGCAGAAUACGGAAUUUAUCAAUGAGCUCACAAAUCCACCUGUUGCACAGAAAAAAUACAGCAGUCAACAGAGGAAGGGUACCAGCACUGAAGAGCUGUGA
Molecule: messenger RNA, 1077 nt
Organism: Dibothriocephalus latus
Lineage: Eukaryota; Metazoa; Platyhelminthes; Cestoda; Diphyllobothriidea; Diphyllobothriidae
Source: the annotation of a GenBank genome assembly